AGUUGGUAACAUUUUUUUACCCAUAUCAAUAUUUGACAUUUGAGGUUAUUAUUAUUGCUCAAACGAAAAUAUUCUUCACAAAAGUAUAAAUAUCAAGAAACUUUCCAAAUGAUUAUAUAUUGGGCAUAAAUUCAAGUGUAUUUUUUUAAUAUUGACAAUGCAUAAACUGAAAACUUCCCAACGAGAGAAAGUGAGGAAAUUCAUGUCAUUCACUCAUGCUGGAGAAUCUACAGCGAUAUAUUGCCUUAGUCAAAAUGAUUGGAAAUUAGAUCUUGCUAGUGAUAACUACUUUCAAAAUCCAGAUGCUUAUUAUAAAGAACCUAGAGUUGUUGAUAAGAAAAAACUUGAAUCUUUAUAUACCAAAUAUAAAGAUCCAAAUGAACCUGAAAAAAUCACAGUUGAUGGUAUAAUGAAAUUUUUAGAAGAUUUGAAUCUUGAUGCUGAUUCAAAACUUGUAUUGAUAAUUGCGUGGAAAUUCAAAGCUGCUACUCAAUGUGAAUUCACAAAAGAAGAGUUCAUGAAUGGAAUGGCUGAACUAGGUUGUGAUACAAUCGAAAAACUAAAAUCAAAAUUCUCUCCUUUGGAAAACGAACUGAAAGAUAAUUAUAAAUUCAAGGACCUAUAUCAUUUUACUUUUAAUUAUGCCAAGAAUCCUAAUCAAAAAGGAUUAGAUCUAGAAAUGGCAAUUGCCUAUUGGAACAUUGUUUUGAAAGGAAAAUUUAAGUUUCUAGAUCUCUGGUGUACAUUUCUGCAGGAAAAUCAUAAGAGAUCUAUUCCGAAAGAUACCUGGAAUCUACUAUUGGAUUUUGCCCAGCAAAUUUCGGACGACAUGUCAAAUUACGAUGAAGAGGGUGCAUGGCCAGUACUAAUAGACGAUUUUGUAGAAUGGGCAACUAGUAAAGAACGGCAACCACAUAGUACUAGUCAGGAUGAAUAACACUCAAUAUUAGAACUACUUUAAGGCCACCCUUAUAUUUUGUUCAAGCAACAGAAGUGCCAAUCUACCAAGAAAUCCAUCAACAACAAAAAACUAUCUGGUCGAAGUCGUGAACAUACGAAUUAAAUAUAAAGGGUGGACCUAAGUAGUUAAGUUUUCCGGUGUGAGUUGUGUAACUACUACAAAUUAUGAUUUGAAGAUACUAUAAAUGUCUAUAUAUAUAAUUUUUUUGAUUGAAUUCAAUUUCUAUCAAGGGUAUAAUUUAUAAAGUACAUGUUUAUUUGAAACUGUUUACAGAUCUCUGAAUAGAAGAAAAGUGGCUCUAUGAUGGAAUUUAUACAAUAGUAAUUCGAUUUUUUAUUGUACAUAGGCAGAUGACAUUUUAGGAAUUCCAGAUGGAACAACCUACAUGAUAUUAAAUAAUUUUAGAUGGUUACGAGGAACUAGGCACAGUUGCUUUCUUUCAUUGAAAUUGAACAAUAAUUGAACUAAAUUUUCCAAUAAAUACUUUAUUUUUUUUAGGUGUUAUUUGAAAGUCUUAAAAUUCAUUAGGUGAUAUUAUUGAAUUGGAAAAUUAAUUUAAUAUUCAUGAGAAAUUGGUUUUAGGGUGGUUCAAAUUGAAUUAUAUUGUUUCUUUGGAAAAUUUAUGAAACUUGUACAUAGAUUUAAGUCCUUCAAUAUUCUUGUGUAAAUAUAAAAAGAAGCUUUUAUUGCAAAUUAAAUUGUUUCCAAUUAUUA
This is a messenger RNA of Harmonia axyridis, 1675 nucleotides long. It is a transcript of the gene SCCRO, whose product is annotated as DCN1-like protein 1. The record is from RefSeq and is a predicted model, not a curated record. The transcript has 3 exons. Bases 158 to 937 code for a protein of 259 amino acids. Gene Ontology annotation, biological process: protein neddylation; positive regulation of ubiquitin-protein transferase activity. Gene Ontology annotation, molecular function: ubiquitin-like protein binding; cullin family protein binding; ubiquitin conjugating enzyme binding. Lineage: Eukaryota; Metazoa; Arthropoda; Insecta; Coleoptera; Coccinellidae. Gene Ontology annotation, cellular component: ubiquitin ligase complex.